AUGAAAAAAGUGAAAGAAGCAGCAGCAUAUAGUGUACUAGCAGACGAAACAGCUGAUAUUUCUGGCACUGAACAACUAUCGAUUGGGAUGCGAUAUUUUGAUGAAGAAACACAGCAAGUCCAAGAAAUGUUUGUCGGAUUCAUUGAGCUAAAAGAUUUGGAUGCGAAAUCGAUUGCACGUAGCAUAGAUGAGUUUUUGACAAAAGAAGAUCUGAAUAUAAAUAAAUGCGUUGGUUUUGGUUUUGAUGGUUGUUCAACGAUGUCAGGAAAAGACGGAGUGGUACAAGCGAUCUUACGCAAAAAGUACACCAAAGCCCUCUACUUUCAUUGCUCGUGCCACAAACUGAAUCUAGUUAUCAAUGAUCUAAAUUCACUUCCUGAAAUUAGAAAUGCCAUGGGAACCACCAAAGAUACUAUAAACUUUUUUCGGGAAUCAGUUUUGAGGAGGAAGUUGAUACCUAAUAUUUCCAGACUUUGCGAGACAAGAUGGAGUGAGAAACACAAAACCAUCAGAGUUUUUAAAGAAAAUCUUCCAGUAAUUCUGGAAGCCUUACAAACAUUAUCUCAGGAAGGAAAUAGUGCAACUCGGAAAAGUGCCUUCCAACUGCAUGCGGCUACUUCCAGAAUUUCUUUCAUUCUUGGGAUUAUGUUGGUAGCCAAAUACUCGGCUUUGAUGGAACCCGUUGUCAACGUACACCAAUCUGUAGCUUUGGACGUGGUCAAAGCCUCGGAACACGUUAAAAGGAUUUUACUUUUAAUUAAAAACCACUGUGAAAAUCCAGAAAAAGUGACAGACGAAAUUAUAAAGGAAGCUACUGCUGUUGCGGAGAAAGUCGGACUGGAGGAUGACAUUACAUCAAUGCCGCGUAUUACGGGGAAACAACGUCAUAGAAGUAAUCAUCCAGCAGAAAGCCCUUCAGAAUACUGGAAGAGGUCUUCAAUUAUCACCUCCCUUGAAGUACGUUUUGCUGAAGAAAACACGCUAUCAUUCGCAUUAUCUAAGUUACACCCGGCGCAGAUGCAAAAGAUGACAAAUGAAAAUUUGAAACAAACUUGUGAAUCUAUUGCCCAGUUUUAUGAUUUACCGAACAUAAAGAAUGAAAUCGAAUUUUGGCAACAAUUGUGGCAGAGAAAAAGCAUUGAAAAUUUUGAUCGCUUUACUAUGCACGACCUGUACAGUAGAGUAAUCCUUUAG
Molecule: messenger RNA, 1194 nt
Organism: Onthophagus taurus
Lineage: Eukaryota; Metazoa; Arthropoda; Insecta; Coleoptera; Scarabaeidae
Source: RefSeq, a predicted model, not a curated record